GCCCCCAGGUCGGGGCGGCUGGCAGCAGGGCCCCCAGGCGGGGCGGCAGCGCAGGGGCCCCCAGGCGGGGCGGCAGGCGCAGGGGCCCCCAGGCGGAAUAAGCGGCGGACCCUCAGGAGGGGCGGGCGGGCACCGGGUCAUCAGGCAUGAACAGCGGGCAUCGGGUCACCAUGCAGGAAAUCAGGUCAUUUGGCUCGCCAGCGGCACACCCGCGUCCUCAUGGCAAAAAAACAAAGGCAGCGGGCACUGAGUCACAGGAAGGACAGUGGGUUACUGAGUCAAACUGGCAUGACGCGGGGCACUGGGCUCGACAGCGGGCAUCGGGUCACCAGGCUAUCAGGUCAUUUGGCUCGACAGCGGGCGCCGCGUCAUCUGGCAAGGCAGUGGGCACCGAGUCACCAGGCACGACAGUGGCGCUCUGA
This is a messenger RNA of Staurois parvus, 422 nucleotides long. The record is from the annotation of a GenBank genome assembly. NCBI's taxonomy places the organism in Eukaryota, Metazoa, Chordata, Amphibia, Anura, Ranidae.